Messenger RNA from Heterostelium album PN500, 633 nucleotides. RefSeq lists its product as uncharacterized. The record is from RefSeq and is a predicted model, not a curated record. The transcript is spliced from 2 exons. Lineage: Eukaryota; Evosea; Eumycetozoa; Acytosteliales; Acytosteliaceae. Bases 1 to 633 code for a protein of 210 amino acids.
AUGGAUUGUAAUGUAACUAAUUAUUUUAGAAAUGAAAAUUUAUAUCUUCCGGGUUUGGAGUGGAGUCAUGUUGCUUUGAAGAGACUAUUCAAUUUGGUUGACAAUAGGCUAAAGAAUUGGAAACCAGCGACCAACGAAGAGAUUCAAACAACUGUUCGUGCCAUUAAAAGAGUCGAUGAUUUUAUGAGCUCCUGCAAAUCUAACGAGCAUACCUUGGCAUGGCCAUACCUAAAGGGUCAUGAUAGAUCUGCGGCUGAGGUCUUGGCGAAAUCCGAUGCUCUAAGAGAUGUCUAUGAAGCGAAAAUGACCGAUCUAAACUCUUUGUUAUCCAAGAUUGAAUCGAUGGAUCCAAAGAAUCUAAGCGAUGAGGAACGCACUCAAGUAUCAUCAAAGUUCACCGAUGUUCACAAGGAGAUGGUCAUUCUUUUGAGCUAUCAAGAAGUUAAUAUUCUUCCAUUCUUUAUUGCAACACCAAAAGAUGAACAAACUAAACUUGGAAAACAAAUUCAGAGCAACGACAAAGAGCUUCAAGAAUCAUUCGCUAAAAAUAGUCCAUGGGUUGCUAGAAAACUAAUGAAAAAUGUUUUCUCAAAGAAAUCAUAUGGUUGGUUCAUCAAUUAUGUUGAUGUUUAA